CUCUCCAGUGAUGCACAGCUGAAGGUCAGGGCUGCAGGCACUGCUUGCUCUCCAGCUCAUGAAUCAGCUCCUGGCCUCACGGAGCCUCCAGAUGUGCUUAAUUCCCUUAUUCAAAUACAACGCAAUUGGCCUUCAGCACAAGCGCUGGGCUCUCAGAAAUACUUAAUGGGAUGUGAAUGUGGCUGGACUGAGUUCAUCCCUGGGAGCAUGACAGUGGGUGGGAGGUACAGCUUAUUCCUGCGCUCUAGGAAAUCAGCGAGCAGCUUCCUCGAUGGAGGUUUAGCACUAAGUUACCAUGAGUACUCUGCACCAUUCAUUGGGAUUUGCAGGCACAGGCUCCUUCUUUCCUUGCACGCUUUACUGAGCCACGUAUCCGGGCCAUCACUCUGCUGCACGGUGCAGGGAGGUGGGGGAAUCUCUGUCCCUCUCCCCCUUCCUCCCUCCUUUCUUCCCUCCCUCUCUCCCCUCCCUUAGCUGCACUGACUCUGGGACUGAGCUCUCUCUGUUGAGAUCUCUCCAGUCACGCCGACGUGCAGCGAGGCACUGGGGGCUCCUUUCCCAACAUCUGAGAAUGUAGCAGGAUCUGAACUGCCUCCUGGAGAGCUGCUCCAACAGGUCCUGCUCACCAUGCUGAUUCGCACCUGCUUCUUUUUUGCCUGCCUGCCUGUGGCGAGCCACGUCUGGGGACGAGGGGGGCAAGGGUCAGGCCGGCUGAAACUCACAGUCCUUUCAGAAGACAGGCUCCAGAUGAAAUGGAAAGAAACCGAAGGAAACAUCAAUGGCUACAAAGUGCGGGUAAAGCCCAUGGCAGGGGACUCGGAGCAAGAAGUCAUGCUGAAAACAAAGACUCCCAAAGCCACAGUGGGGGGGCUGAGCCCUACCAAGGAAUACACGCUGCAAGUCUAUGUGCUUAAUGGCUCCCAGGAAGCCUUAUUCGCCAAGAGGAAAUUUGUGAUAGAGGACCUUAAAAAUGCAUCCCAGACGAGAAAUAACAGAAGGAACUCGGGAGCUGCACCAGGAAAGAAUCUCACCUCUUUGGGCACCUCAACAGUGGAGCAGAGCCUGGGGAUGGAAACUACUCCACCACCCUUGAGCACCGUCCUGACACAUUCAGCAAAGGACAGAGCUGAAAAGAAAAGGCACAAAGGGACUCAGCCCAAGGGCUCAGGAGAAACCACGAGGAGCCAGCCCAGUGUUGGUGUGACACAAACACCGUCACCAACCACAAAGUCACCCCAGCGUGCCAAUGCAAACGUGGAGCAAGAGUCUCUAGGAAAAGAAAAACCCACAAGGGAUUCACUGAGGAGAGGUUACCAGUUUCAGUGUGACACGUCUGCAAUGACCGAUAUUGUCCUGCUUGUGGAUGGAUCGUGGAGCAUUGGGCGCAGCAAUUUCAAGCUCAUUAAAGACUUCCUGAGUGCUUUAAUUUCCCCAUUCAAUAUUGCCCAAGACAAGAUUAGAGUAGGGCUGUCCCAGUACAGCAGCGAUCCCCGCACAGAAUGGGAUCUGAGCACUUACACUACGAGGGACCAGGUGCUGGAGGCAGUGAGGAACCUUCGGUACAAGGGUGGCAACACCUUCACAGGCCUGGCGCUAACCCACGUCCUGGAACAAAACCUUAAACCAGAUGCUGGUGCCCGGCUGGAAGCUGAGAAAUUGGUAAUCCUUCUGACUGAUGGAAAAUCCCAGGAUGAUGCCAACCUGGCUGCUCAGACCUUGAAAAACCUGGGCAUAGAGAUAUUUGCUAUUGGGGUGAAGAACGCGGAUGAGGCUGAGCUGAAGCAGGUGGCCUCAGAGCCGCUCGAGUUGACGGUGUACAACGUGCUGGACUUCCCCCUGCUCAGCUCCUUGGUUGGCAGGCUCACCCGGGUCCUCUGCACCAGGAUCAAAGAGAGAAGCAGCAAGGAGAGUGCAGGCAGAGCUGUGAAAGAUAUCCCUGCAAAUACAGGUCCACAGCUGAGCCCAACAGACCUUAAAAUAUCAGCUGUGACUUCUAAAAGCAUGAACUUGGCCUGGACUCCUCCUCUGAGUCCACCGAAGAAAUACCGGGUUGUGUACUAUCCAUCAAAGGGCGGCACUCCCAAGGAGGUUCUUCUGGAUGGAGCCAUCUCCUCUCUGCAGCUUUCUAACCUGACCUCGCACACAGAGUACCUGGUGUCGGUGUUUCCCAUUUAUGACACAGCCGUUGGGGAUGGGCUGAGAGGUGUCACCUCCACAUUGCCUCUGUCUGCCCCCCGUUCCUUGCGUGUCUCCGAGCUGAGUCACAACAGCAUCAGGCUGAGCUGGAAGGCAGCCCAGGGAGCCACACAGUACCUGGUGCUCUGCUCUGCAGCCCCCGAUGGAGCAGAGGACGAUACGACAGAGAUGAAGGUGGCUGAGCCUGAGGUCCUGCUGGAUGGGCUGUCACCCAGCACUGAGUACUCCAUAGCAGUGUAUGCGUUGUAUGGGGAAGAUGCCAGUGAUCCAGCCAGCAUCCAGGAAACCACCUUGGCCUUGAGCCCUCCCAGAUACCUGAGCUUCUCAGAGCUCAGCCACUCAUCCGUGCGGGUCAGCUGGGAGCCAGCAUCACUGGCAGUGAAAGGUCAUCGCGUCACAUAUGUGUCUAGCAGAGAGAGCAACACUGGGGAGGUUGAGGUUCCUGGCACUGCAAUGUCCACUGUCCUGAGACCAUUGUCCUCCCUCACCCAGUACUUCAUCAGUGUCCGCUCUAUGUACGAUGAGGGUGACUCCUUUCCAAUCACUGGCAAUGUCACCACCUUGAAGGUCCCCCCGCCGCGGGCGUUGAAGGUUUCCGAGCUCUCUGAGAACAGCCUCCGGCUGCACUGGGAAGCUGUCGCUGCCUCUGAUGUGGUUGUCUAUCAGAUCAAAUGGAGCACAGCUGGUGGAGAGAAGCCUCAGGAGCUCUCCAUCGCUGGAAAUGCAGCAACGGCUGUGCUGCCAGGACUGCAGAAGAACACAGACUACAAAAUAUCCAUCUGGGCCUACUACAAAGAUGGUGCUCGAAGUGACACGGUUUCCAUUCAGCACAGAACCACUUCUCGGAGCCCACCCACCAACCUCUUCAUAGACUCCGAGAGCCCCACCAGCCUCCAGAUCCAUUGGAAGCCCCCUGAGGGUCGCAUACAGCACUACAGAAUCACCUACAGUCCUGUUUCUGACCCCAGCAGCCAGCAAACAAUCAUGGCUUCUGGGAAAAGCAGCAGUGUGACCUUGCAGCCGCUGCUGCCCGAUCGAGCCUACAAGGUGACAAUUUCUGCUGUCCACUACAUGGGAGAGAGCGAGAGCACAACUGCAACGGGUCGGACAGCUCCUGUGAUGUCUAAACUGCCUUCAAUACGAGGAUUUGUUCCAUCUAAGGCAGAAGCCUGUCCCCCCAUCAGCUCUUCUGCAGGCUCCAUACGAGGAUUCGAUAUGAUGGAAGCGUUUGGCUUAGUAGAGAAGGAAUACGCCUCCAUUAAAGGAGUGGCUAUGGAGCCAUUCAUAUUUAGUGGCUCCCGCACCUUCACCCUGUUUAAAGACAUUCAGCUAACCCUGAGGACCAGCGAUGUCCACCUCUUUACCAUCUCACCCGAGCACACCAUAAGCAUCCUCCUGCGCCUCCUGCCUGACACCCCCAAGGAGCCCUUUGCUGUGUGGCAAAUAACCGAUGAGGACUUCCAGCCCCUCCUUGGUGUUAACCUCGACCCCAAUAAGAAAACCUUGACCUAUUUCAAUCAUGACUACAAGGCUGAUUUGCAGGAAGUCUCCUUUGACCAGCAGGAAGUGAAGAAGAUAUUCUAUGGGAGCUUUCAUAAGGUGCAUCUUGCAGUGAGUCUUUUCAAGAUCAAGCUCUAUCUGGACUGUAAGAAAAUAGCAGAGAGACCCAUCAACACCGUUGGCAGCAUCUCCACCGCUGGCUUCAUCAUGCUGGGAAAAGUGACACGGACCAGAGGGCCCAGGAGUGGAUCAGCAUCGUUCCAGCUGCAGUCAUUGCAGGUUGUGUGCAACAGCUUAGGGGCGGAGGAGGACCGCUGCUGUGAUCUUCCUGCGUUGAGGGAUGAGGAGAGCUGCCCCACCAUAGCUCCUGCCUGCUCCUGCACUUCUGGCCGCCCAGGUUUGCCAGGUCCUCCAGGUCCCCCUGGCAGCCCUGGGAGGAGAGGACCACAAGGUGAUCAGGGGGAUCCAGGCCCCAAGGGUGAACCAGGCCCACCUGGAAAAGUGGGACCAGCAGGUCCUAGUGGCCAGCAAGGCUCCCCAGGUUCCCAAGGAAUCACGAUUCAGGGCCCUGUGGGGCCACCAGGUAUUAAAGGAGAGAAAGGAGACACUGGAAGUCCUGGCAUGCAGGGCAUUCCUGGCGUGCAGGGAGCUCCAGGCAGAGAUGGUCUUCAAGGUGCAAAGGGGGUGAGGGGACUGGAAGGCACAGCUGGACCCCCAGGACCUCCUGGACCAAGGGGUUUCCAAGGAGUGACAGGCUCCCGGGGCAGCAGUGGAGAGAAGGGACCUCCAGGUGAUGUUGGACCAACAGGACUACCAGGUCCAAAAGGAGAAAGAGGAGAGAAAGGGGAACCACAGUCCUUGGCCACAAUUUACCAGCUCGUUAGCCAGGCUUGUGAGCGGAUGAUCCAGAGUCAUGUGUUGAAAUUUGACUCAUUCAUUCAUCAACAUGCAAGAAAGCCGGUUCCCAUUUGGGAAGAAAGACUGAAGCCAGGAGAGCCAGGAUUGCCAGGUCCUCCUGGUCCUCCUGGGAGCAAUGGAGAAAGAGGAGAAAAUGGAAUCCCUGGUCAGGCAGGAAAAGAUGGGUAUCCUGGAGAAAGAGGUGCCCCAGGACCCAAGGGAGAAAAAGGAAUGGCUGGAAUCAAUGAGGAAGGGAUGCAAGGACCCAGAGGAAGAACAGGCCCACCAGGAGAAGUUGUGCUGGGGAAACCAGGCCCAAAGGGCUACCCUGGAAACACUGGUCCUCAAGGUUUUCCUGGUGUCAGAGGACAGCCUGGGCAGCCUGGAUACUCAGGGGACUGUGAUGUCUCUGGAUGUUAUGGGCCAGGUAGAAGAGAUUUCAUCCCCUGAUGGCCAAUAUGGAAGCAGCUGAGGACAGUUCUCUGCCCUGGAAAUCUCUGGGUAAAAGCUCCAAGAGAAGCAGCAACCCGAACAUCAAAUGUGUUUGUGGUUUUCUUAUUUCCCACUAUUUCUAUAUGGACAGAUCAAUCAAAUGAAGCCAAUAUCGAAGCCACCAAACCAGCCUGAUGAAUCUCAGCCAUCCACUGUUUUUCAGUGCCAGACACCUGCAGUAUUCAAACUCACAUUGCAUGUCCCACAGCAAGGCACGCAGCCAGAGCUGCAGGCUGACGGACUCGUAAGAAAAAGAAAUAAUGUGUGGAAAUGCUCAGAAAUAACAGAUUUUUGCCCAUUUGUCUGCUUGUGGUUUAUUUUUGUCACUUGUUAUUCUGCAUCCCCAGCACAGAGAGAAACAGCACCUCAUGCCCAAAGAUGUGAAAAUCCACUGGAGUAAAAUAGCAGUUUUCUGUUGGUUGACAAGGUAACAAAACCUAGCACCAUUUGGGCUGUUUCUACUUUUGGCGAAUGGCUGAUGGCUUUCUUGCAAUGGUGCUCUGUGCGGAAGCACUGCAGUCAGUGUGAUUGUCUUCCUGUGAUGUGACAAACCCCAUCUGCAGCCUCGGGGUCUGAUAAGGGCCCCAGGUCAGGCAGGGCACAGCCGUGCACUGCAAGGAGCUGGAGAUCAACCCAAUGGCCUUUCCUACCUUUACUUCCUGUGAUCUGAUCGGUCACUUUGCAUUUUAUCAGGUAGAAUAUUGAAUUGCUCCAAGUCUCACUUAUCCAUCUAACACAGAGGUAAUUGUGUUGUUACGCUCUUUUCCUUUUCGUGAGCCAUGGUCUGAUGUGGAUCCAAACUGUGCAGAUACUGAUAAAAAGUCCCCCCAGCUUCACAGUUGGUACUUUGGGCUCCCUUUCUACUUCAAUCCCCCACUCCUUCCAUCACAAUCAAUUAUCCCUUAGCUUAAUGCAUUACGUGGCAUACAUUAAUUUGCAUGCAGGGAGCUUCUGCAUUCUCAGCUGACUGUCAAACCUAAUAGCUGUGGACAUUGGUAGAUGCAAAGCAAUGGGCAGGAAAGGCAAGGAGACCAAAGGGGUACCCUGCACAGUAAAACCUAAAAUCAACCCCAUCAAACACCCACUAAUGGAGAAAGCAGGUAGUUCGAAGUGCAAAGUCUGCACUUUGCAGGUAAUGUAAUGCAAAUGUAAAUCAGGGCAGCCAAAUUCCCAGCUCUGAGCUUGCAGUUCUGUCUGUUCAAACCCAGUGGCUGCGGGUGGUUUGGCACAGAGCUCCUUUGUUUCUCUCUAUCGAUUAGUUUUGAAAGUGACUAACAUCUUCUCACUGCUCACACUGGGGUUUAAUCCAUGCAUUAGAAUUUCAAGCGGCAUUUGCUUUUCCUGAUUAUUUCAGAUAGAGCAGGAAAGGACAGGUUUUAACAAAACCAGGUCCUGGGAGGGCUAUUGAUUAGGAGAAAGAAAACCUGCACAAACAACUUGUUCAUUAAUGGCCCCAAACUUUGUCCAACUAGUGGUUUCAUUUACUUGAAAUCAGAGGGAUUUUGCCCACGCACUAUUACAGAGUGUACAUGCCAUUGCUUUGCCACUCAGUUCCUUCAGAGAAUGGCUUUGGUUGGAAGGGACCUUUAAGACCACCUAGUUCCAACCCCCUGCCAUGGGCUGGUUGCCUAUACCAGAUCAGGCUGCUCAGGGCCCAUCCAGGCUAGUCUUGAACAAAUGCAUGGAUGGGGCAUCCACAAUUGGAUCCUCAAACCACAGUUCCUUGAAACUACCCAUUGAGGGGAAUUAAUACGUACAGUCUUUGCUGGGGUGCAACCUGUUGUUCCUCCUGUCAAGUUUUUCCCACCCCAUUUAUUAUCUUUAAUGCAAACCGUAGGUAAAAGCAGUGGCAGGAAUUAGCAAUGCAGGAUUUUUCCUAGCAAGGACUUUGCUCUCAAAGCAUUUAUCUCUACAAAUAAAAGUUUGGAUAUUA
Coturnix japonica (Japanese quail) is the source of this 7018-nucleotide messenger RNA. It is a transcript of the gene COL20A1, whose product is annotated as collagen type XX alpha 1 chain. The record is from RefSeq and is a predicted model, not a curated record. NCBI's taxonomy places the organism in Eukaryota, Metazoa, Chordata, Aves, Galliformes, Phasianidae. Gene Ontology annotation, molecular function: protein binding.